GACGCUAUAAAACUGCUCCAUUUCCAUUUUGUCCUUGCAUCAAUUACUCUCAUCUCAAAACCCAGCUUGAGUUUGUUCAACGAGAGGAAAAGAUCAUGGAUGCUUUGGAUUCAGUUUUCGAUCCGCUGAGAGACUUCUCCAAGGACAGCAUCCGCCUCGUCAAGCGUUGCCACAAGCCCGAUCGAAAAGAAUUCACUAAGGUCGCGACUCGAACGGCGAUCGGCUUCGUCGUGAUGGGCUUCGUCGGAUUUUUCGUCAAGUUGAUUUUCAUUCCCAUCAACAAUAUCAUCGUCGGCGCAGCCUAAUUGUGAGUGUUUUAAUUUUAGCUUUCCUUCUUCAGAAAUUGCGAUCUGAAAUUUGUUUAGAUUUUCGAUUUGAUGAGCCGAUUGGUUUAAUUUACGAAUGUGUUAGUUUUCCUUUUUAGAGUUUUUGAUCUGAAAUUUGAUUAGGUUUUCGAUUUGAUGAGUUAAUUGGUUGUAAUUAGGAAUGUCUGUUGUGGUUUGAAUCAAUGUGGAGUUUUUCUCUGUGUGACAUUGCCCCCCAAAUAAAUAAAUAAGGGUUUAAAAAAAAAACAAAUUAGCCUCCUUAACUUUACUCAUAUCUUUUCAAUUUGCUGGUGGUGGUGCAUGUGCAUUUUACUAUGCUUAGCAGCUUAGGUUUUUUGAUGCCAAUAAACAAUCAGUAGUUGGAAAUUAUAUGAGAAUGUGGGUGUCACUGAGGGCUACUGAUUUGAUUUUGUGCAGAACUUGUUAUUUGGUUUGGUAUACUAUAUUUAUGGGGGAUCCAGUCAUUCCAAUUUGGUAUCUUUUAAUGUUGAAAUAGAGAGGGUUUAUGGUUUUCUUGAAAUCAUGUUAACCUAUUGUUACUUCGACUUAAUCGGAUAAAACUAUCUUCAGUUCCUAGCUUGGCCUUUAUGAUUUCGUGCCUCGUGCUGGUUUGAAAAUAAAACUAACGAAGCAAGUUAGGCAGUGUUCGGGUUGACAAAAAUCUCAAGGAUACUCAUGGAGAAAUGCCUCUGCAUUCUGAGUUAUGUUUGUUUAAUCAAACUAGAUGUGCAAAGCAUGAAUGCAACUAGGUAUAACACAUGCUCGGUCGAUAGAGCUUCACACGUUUGCUUACACGCCAAACCUUGGAUGUUGUAAGCGAUCUGAAUACAGAGUGUUUUUUAGUUAUAAUUGUUUUCUUGGGGCGAAGUUUGUCGCUCUAUGCUCCGCUCUUUGUGUCGUACUGCAAGUCAAUUUGACAAGUUUGAUUGCAUGCUGUACAUUCCAUAUGAUAAAUGUUGCAAGCUUCCAUUGAGAUGAUGAUUGAAUGGUGUGUAUGUUCAUGACGAGAGGGGACUGACUGCAACUCUGUUUUUUCGUGUUUAAUUGCAGAACUUCCAGUUGGUGCAAGAACCUUUCGAAACCAGGGAAGAUUUGCAGUUCAUUAGUUAGGCUCAUUUUGGGAAAUUUUGUAGCACUUUUCUGUGUAAUUGUUGACAGUUAUGUUAUGUUUACUUGGUCUAAUUAUGAAUCUCUGAGCUUUAUUUUGACUA
Salvia miltiorrhiza (redroot sage) is the source of this 1537-nucleotide messenger RNA. Its product is annotated as protein transport protein Sec61 subunit gamma-1-like. The record is from RefSeq and is a predicted model, not a curated record. The coding region runs from base 96 to 305 and encodes 69 amino acids. Gene Ontology annotation, cellular component: membrane; Ssh1 translocon complex. Lineage: Eukaryota; Viridiplantae; Streptophyta; Magnoliopsida; Lamiales; Lamiaceae. The transcript is spliced from 2 exons. Gene Ontology annotation, molecular function: transmembrane protein transporter activity. Gene Ontology annotation, biological process: protein targeting; post-translational protein targeting to membrane, translocation.